This is a messenger RNA of Dacryopinax primogenitus, 829 nucleotides long. RefSeq lists its product as uncharacterized. The transcript has 2 exons. The coding region runs from base 65 to 295 and encodes 76 amino acids. NCBI's taxonomy places the organism in Eukaryota, Fungi, Basidiomycota, Dacrymycetes, Dacrymycetales, Dacrymycetaceae. The record is from RefSeq and is a predicted model, not a curated record.
AAGCAUCAAUUCCCUAAUAUAAAGGCAACCCGGUGUGCUCGGAGAGUAAGUACUAACUUCUGCAAUGACAUGCAACGCCGAUUUCCUCCCUCGACGUCUCGUCCCUCGUUCAUCGAGGCCCGCUUCGCCUACCAUCGGCCCUCGAAACAUCUCAACGUGGUCCUCCUCAGACCGGAACGGCAUCGUACUCCUUCGGGAGGUCACCGAGCCUGCACGUGACGUGGGGCGAACCUCUUCCCCCGACUCUCCUCCCUCCGAUCCCGAUCCAACAUCAUCUCAGCAACGCUCCCAAUAGAAAGGAGUGCUGAAUUGACAGGAUUCUGCCUCGUUCGCCGAGGCCCGUUUGGGCAGCACGCACAUCAAUACAACAUGAUAAUCGCUGGCCGCGUCCGCACUCUAAAUCCACGAUGUUCCUACCGACUCGAUCAUAAAUGCAUCCAUCAAGUCUAUCCGACCGACGUCGAGCCUGGCCUGAUCUGUCGCACGGACCAUCUUCACGUCAUUGCGACGUCAGAAUCAGCUGCGUAAUCUCCGAGAACCAAAUUAUUUGCUGACGAGAUCUGUAGACCUCUUCCAACUGGGACGCAAGUCAUUGAGAAGACCACAUGAGCGGGAUCCAACAUGAAGGGCGCGACUCUUGUACUCUAACAGGACGUUUCGCCGGAUUCAUGUUGUACAACACGAGACGUCUCGUGUACCUAUUGUAGGUUUCCUUGUGUGUUGUACGGGUAUUUAGACAAGAUGUUUCCCCGGAAUCAUGUUUUCUUUUGUUUUUGGCCGGAUUCAUGUUUCUCGUGACCUACAUUCCAGCACCUUCCUUACGCACCAA